This is a messenger RNA of Paramormyrops kingsleyae, 2472 nucleotides long. RefSeq names its product secreted frizzled-related protein 4-like. NCBI's taxonomy places the organism in Eukaryota, Metazoa, Chordata, Actinopteri, Osteoglossiformes, Mormyridae. The record is from RefSeq and is a predicted model, not a curated record. Gene Ontology annotation, cellular component: cytoplasm. Gene Ontology annotation, molecular function: Wnt-protein binding. Gene Ontology annotation, biological process: non-canonical Wnt signaling pathway; canonical Wnt signaling pathway.
CAAGGUAAUAUUUAAUCGUACCGAUAUUGACAGAUCCUUUGUUAAAAUGUAAAAUGUGGAAACUACCAUCCAUUGACAUUACAGUACAAGAUCGUUCUCUGCUAACUUUGAGAAGACCUUCACACAACGGCAUGGCUAACGCUGGGAGUGUUCCCCCGUUAGCUGGUCAUUUUCUCGGGGCUGAUAAGGGAUUUACGUCUAACAUUCGUUAGGGUCUCUACCGUCCGACCCUAACCUUUGUGUCGCUUCCCCAUUCAGCCAUGUGCUGUUCUUUGAUGAUUCCCCCUUACUGCUGCAUAGCUCAUGAGUUGAGUGAGUGACAUUUAACCAGAUCCCCUCUAGUUGUGAGUUCGAAGCUAGCCUAGUUAAUCUGUGUUCCCUUUGAUUGGUUAAUUUAUAUGAGGUACACCUGUCCCUUAUUCUCCCUGGUUUUCUGUUUGUAUUUAAGUGAAUUCCCUUAGUGGGUCAUUGUAUUAGAAUGCUGUGUUGGUUUUCCUCUGGUUCUGCUCCCUGUGUUGCGCUUUUUUGGAUAUUUUUGUAGUUUUCGUUUCUCCCCCAUAAACCAAUUUGUCUUAGAACUCUGGAGUGGCUCCUCACAUAAUUUCCCCGCCUGCACUAUGCCAACAUUUUUGAAAAUGACUGUAUCUUUAAAGGUCUAACACACUGUUAAAAAGUCAGUGAAGCAUGUCUUCUGGAUUUCACUGUGGGAAAAAUAAUAAAUCCGGCUAAAAACGUACGGGAAAACACGCGUCACUUGUGGUAUUGGUGUUCAUCCCACUUUAAAUCAAGUCACAUUUCUUCAGCAACAGCUUGCACGGCUCCCCGAAUUCACAAGUUCGACCUGUUGAACUAAUAACGGCAUUUAAUUUAUGCGUUUUUUCACAUUUCAAAUUUGCACAUGCAGGUUGAGGUGGAGAUGUAUUUGGCGGUGAUCGCUAUUGUACUUGCUUGGUUAGGGGUGACACCGGUGCAGACGGGUCUCUGCGAGCCGAUGCGUAUCCCGAUGUGCAGGACCAUGCCGUGGAACAUAACCCGGAUGCCCAACCACCUGUACCAUAGCACGCAGAAAAACGCCAUACUGGCAAUCGAGCAGUACGAGGAGCUGCUGGGCAUCAACUGCAGCCCGGACCUGCGCUUCUUCCUGUGCGCCAUGUACGCCCCGAUCUGCACCAUGGAGUUCAUGCACGACCCCAUCAAGCCCUGCAAGUCGUUGUGCGAAAGAGCCCGGGAUGGAUGCGAGCCGGUCCUGAGGUACUACAACCUCAGCUGGCCGGAGAGCCUCGCCUGCGAGGACUUACCCGUGUACGACCGAGGAGUCUGCAUCUCCCCCGAAGCCAUUGUCACUGACAUAGCGAAAGAUGUGGAGGCUGUCGAUUUUUCAAAGGAUAUGUUGAACAUCAGGCGGAUUACGGAAUGCACGACCCCAACAUCUGAUGACUGUACAUGCCAGAAUACGAAACCGACAUUAUCCACAUACAUGGAAAAGAAAUAUGACUACGUUAUUCAUGCUAAAAUAAUAAGUUUUAGUCGAACCGGGUGCCAGGAGAUGACAACAUUCGUAGACGUGAAAGAGGUUUUCAAAUCCACGUCCCCGAUCCCUGAAGCUCACGUGCCUCUGGUGACCAACUCAUUAUGCGUGUGCCCGGAGGUUGUGACCGGCCAGGACGUCCUGAUCAUGUGCUACAAAUGGCACUCAAGGUUAAUGCUGCUGGACAGUUGUCUUGUUGAGGGGUGGAAACACCACCUGAAAAUAAGGUGCCAGCGGUGGGAACAAAGACUACUGGAGCACCAGAGAAGGACCCCAAAGCAAAGGGCUAGGAGCAGGACUCAAACAGUGGACAACCCAAAAUAAACAACCCAGGGGCCAAACACAAAUGUCAGGCCGUCCCAGAAAACCUUGGCCAUCGAAAACUACUCAAACCCAGUACUUUCCUGAUGUGAAAGGAUGAAAAUUAAUGUAAAAAGUGGAACAGCACGCAGUGUACGGAUUACGCGUAGACUUACCGCCCAUUGACGCGCGCCCCCUGCUGCCGAUAAUCAAGAAUUCCAAAUCUUGUUUGCAUAAUCAAAUACCACAAUUCGCUCAUACAGCAUUUUUUUUAGCAUUUAACAUAUAAUAAUUAUUUGAUUAAUCGUAUUACUAACAGGAUCUCAGUCGUUCGUUAUUAUUGUGUGUUAAUAAUCAGUCUAAUCAGUUUAGUCAGUUUAAAAGACCUUUUUAUUCAUAAAAAUAAAUAGUGGAACACCUGCAAUAUGGUAAAUGUCAAUAUAUGAUUCAAAUGUAUUGUCUUACAUUUCAUUUAUUGCCUUGUCAUAGAAACAUAUUUUAAUUCACCCAAUAUAGUAUUUUACAAUAGGUAGUUUUGUACUUUCUGAUAACAUAACAACAACAACAAAAAAACAAACAUUUUUUGCUUCAUUAAAUUACAAUUCCCCCCAAAAAAACUCUGCCUUGUGUCUCAAUUGAUCCAA